GAGAGGCGCGGUGGCAGUGGCGGCAACAAGUGCUGGAGACGAGCCGUGCCGGUGACUUCCCCGCCGCCGACACCACUGGGCCGCCCGUCGCGGUGCAACGCAUGGAGCGUGAGCGGCGGCGGUCGCCGGGCUGAGCCGCGCCGAGCGGCCGGGACGUGGAUGUGGCCGGGAUCUCCCGCCCCCGCCCCGCUGAGCAGGAGCUGCUCCCGGACAAGAUAUGAGAAAUGAGUGUUGGACGUCGAAGAAUAAAAUUGUUGGGUAUCCUGAUGAUGGUUAAUGUCUUCAUUUAUUUGAUUGUGGAAGUCUCCAAAAGCAGCAGCCAAGAAAAAAAUGGAAAGGGGGAAGUAAUAAUACCCAAAGAAAAGUUCUGGAAGAUAUCUGACCCCCCUGUGGCAUAUUGGAACAGAGAACAAGAGAAGCUGAACAGGCGGUACAAUCCCAUUUUGAAUAUGUUGGCCAACCAGACGGGGGAAGUAUACGGGUUUUCCAACAUAAGCCAUCUAAAUUUUUGUGAACCUGACCUGAGGGUCAUGUCAGUCGUUUCAGGUUUCAGCAAUUUGCCAGACAGAUUUAAAGACUUUCUACUGUAUCUGAGAUGUCGAAAUUAUUCACUACUUAUAGAUCAACCGGAUAAAUGUGCAAAGAAACCCUUCUUGUUACUGGCUAUAAAGUCCCUCAUUCCGCAUUUUGCUAGAAGGCAAGCAAUUCGGGAAUCUUGGGGCAGAGAAACCAACGUGGGGAACCAAACUGUAGUGCGAGUCUUCUUACUGGGUCAGACCCCGCCAGAGGACAACCACCCGGACCUGUCAGAUAUGUUGAAAUUCGAGAGUGAGAAGCACCAAGACAUUCUUAUGUGGAACUACAGAGACACUUUCUUCAACUUGUCCCUGAAAGAAGUGCUCUUUCUCAGGUGGGUGAGCACUUCCUGCCCAAAUGCCGAGUUCGUUUUCAAGGGCGAUGACGAUGUUUUUGUGAACACGCAUCACAUCCUGAAUUACUUGAAUAGCUUAUCCAAGAACAAAGCCAAAGAUUUGUUUAUAGGUGACGUGAUCCACAAUGCUGGACCUCAUCGGGAUAAGAAACUGAAGUACUACAUCCCAGAAGUUGUUUACACUGGUGUCUAUCCGCCUUAUGCAGGGGGAGGUGGAUUCCUCUACUCUGGCCACCUGGCCCUGAGGCUGUACAAUAUAACCGACCGGGUCCUUCUCUACCCCAUUGAUGAUGUUUAUACUGGAAUGUGCCUUCAGAAACUCGGCCUCGUUCCAGAGAAACACAAAGGUUUCAAGACAUUUGAUAUAGAAGAGAAAAACAAGAAUAACAUUUGUUCCUAUGUAGAUUUGAUGUUAGUACAUAGUAGAAAACCUCAAGAGAUGAUUGAUAUCUGGUCUCGGUUGCAAGAUGCUCAUUUAAAUUGCUGAAAUAGAUACAAACUAAGUUUUGCAUAGAAAGACAUAUCUUGAAUAGUUCCCAUGUUGUGUUCUUUCACAUUAGGGGUAAUACCUAUGUUAAACCAUCAGAACUGCCUUCAUUAGUAGUAUCCAUUUGAGGGCCUUUAUACCCUCUGGUGUGGUACUUUCUGAAGAGGGAAAGCGGAAGAUUGUUAACUUUUCACAGAGGAUAUGCUGGGAAAAUUGGUUCCAGUCCUUCCUAUGGCUAGUGGCCAUUGUUUCCUAAUUUGCCUUCCUUCUUAGCUGAAAUCAUUUAUGUUUCUGGAAUUUCCAGGUUUAGGUUAUUUAUGUUUUGCCCUCGUAUGAGAGAGAGUAUUCUUACUUUCCAUUAUAAUGACUGAAUUAUCUGCAACUUAGGUGUUUAUAGACAUGCUGGCUACAAAGACCUUGUUAUACAUGAUUCGGUGGUUUUUGUUAAGUGCAAUUCCAUUCAUUUUCAUGAAAUUUGGAUGAAUUUUUAAAAUCGGCUACAGAAAUUAACUUCUGUCAAAAUUUCCUGCCACCCCAACAGUAUUUUCUUGUUUUAGUAGGUCAGUUAAUUUUGCAAAAUGAGAAUCACUGUGUGACAUUUAUCCGGUUUACCUUGUUACAUGGUCUUACGACCGUACUAAGGAGAAAGCUUAACAGUCCUGAUAUUUGGUUUGCUGGGUGGUACCGUGAUAAUUCUCUAAUUUUAGUAUUUGAAGAUCAUGAGUAUGAUUCCAUAAUGGCCAUCAGAAGAUUGAAUUGACCCUGGCAGCCAUAUUGUGCUUAGGAAUUUUCGAUGUGGACCAGGAAGGCAUUUGUAAUUUCUGAACUUCAAGUGAAAAGAUUGAAAUUGCAGACCUUCUCGUGAACGGAUUGUCAGUUUAAAACUCCAGGAUUCUAUUCUUGCCAUAUUUCCACAUGUCACGUAUACAAAAUUAUUCUGAGUAGUGACUGCUUCCCUGUCUCCGUGUAGAAGUGCCUGUGUUUUUAUUUAUUGUUCAGAUCAAAGACCAAAACAUUUUCUUAAAUAUAUUUUGUGUAAUAUUUUAUUUGUAUACAGUGUUGUUGAUGAAAUAUUUAACUAGAGCAUGAUAUUUUAAGUGUUAAGGUGUAACAUAUGUUAAAUAAAGCUAACUGUUAUUUUUGAAUUUUAAAAUUUGGCUUUUUUGGGGGGAGGGGUCUGUGAACUACUAGAGUUGAUAAAAUUCUGCCAAACUGUUGCUUACAUAUACUAUCUUGUAACAUGCUUUCUUGAAAUAUUUUUGUGUUUAUAGAAAUGAUGCUUCUUACCAGAUGUGAUACUGGGGAUUG
This is a messenger RNA of Puma concolor (puma), 2726 nucleotides long. RefSeq names its product UDP-GlcNAc:betaGal beta-1,3-N-acetylglucosaminyltransferase 2 (gene B3GNT2). Gene Ontology annotation, biological process: protein O-linked glycosylation; poly-N-acetyllactosamine biosynthetic process. Gene Ontology annotation, molecular function: N-acetyllactosaminide beta-1,3-N-acetylglucosaminyltransferase activity. Gene Ontology annotation, cellular component: Golgi membrane. The record is from RefSeq and is a predicted model, not a curated record. NCBI's taxonomy places the organism in Eukaryota, Metazoa, Chordata, Mammalia, Carnivora, Felidae.